This is a messenger RNA of Dermochelys coriacea (leatherback sea turtle), 3524 nucleotides long. RefSeq names its product cadherin related family member 4 (gene CDHR4). Gene Ontology annotation, cellular component: membrane. Gene Ontology annotation, molecular function: calcium ion binding. The record is from RefSeq and is a predicted model, not a curated record. Lineage: Eukaryota; Metazoa; Chordata; Testudines; Dermochelyidae. The coding region runs from base 71 to 2416 and encodes 781 amino acids. Gene Ontology annotation, biological process: homophilic cell-cell adhesion. The transcript is spliced from 19 exons.
CAAGGGCAGGCAGAGCUGAGCUGAGCUGAGCUGAGCUGCAUCCAGUCUUGGCACUGCCCCUUGGGGAGUCAUGGGGCCAUGUGGGCACCAGUCCCUUCUGCUGCUCCUGGCCCUCUGUGCCACAGGGGCCUUCGUCAGUGCCACAGUGCUGUCCGGCCUGCCCACCACGGUGAGUGUAAUGGACAGCGCGGGACCGGGCACGAUCAUCGUGGAGUUCAACCUGACCUGCCAGAAUGAGACCAGCAUCCUCACCCCUGUCCUCACCCUGCAGAGCACCCCCCCGACCUACUUCUUUAACCAACCCAUCGUUGCCCACCAUGCUAGCCCAACUGCCCACUACAGCGUGCAGAUCACGCUGAGCCCCAGUGCAGCGCUGGACGCUUGGCAAGUCAAUCAGUACACACUGAACCUGGAGGCCACCUGCCCAGGGGAGACGCCUGCCAACAGCCAGCUCUUCGUCCAGGUCCACAUAGUGGAUGGGCCCCCGCAGUGCAUGGCCAGGUUUGCUAGCCAAGUGGGGGAGCUGGUGCAAGUCUCAGAGGACGUGGCGCCCCUGAUGCCCAUCUACACCGUGGUCUUGCGGCGGCCGGCUAGCGGGCUGAGGUUCACCAUCAAAAACAAUGACACACCCCUCACCAUCGACCGCACCGGGCAGGUGCUAGCACCAGGAUCAGGCUUCAUCCCAGCCCAUGCCGGACAGGCAUUCAGGCUGCAGAUCCUGGUUACCGACAGGAGCGGGAGAAACUGCAGUGGGGCCGUGACAGUGAGGGUGCUGCCCAUCCACCACCACCGCAUCAACUUCACGGCUGCGUGCCGCAGUGUGGCCGUGCUGGAGAAGAGAGGCGCCAUGCAGCUUGUCACGCAGGUACAGGCCCAGGGGGACAACGUGCGCUACGAGAUCAUCACCCCGGCUGCCCACGGGCUCUACACCAUUGAUACAGUGACUGGCGAGCUCCGCAACACCUACGAACUGGACCUGCAGCGCUCCCCAGAAGUGGCGCACACCCAGUUGCUGGUGCGGGCCUAUGACAUGCUGCACCCCAGUGACAGCGACACCAUGGGCCUCAACAUCACUGUGCUGCCCACCAACACAGUGGCACCCCGCUGCUCCCCUGCUGUCUUGCUGGCUCAAGUACCUGAGGACACCCCCAUCGGCUGGACUCUCGCGAUGCUGACGUGCACGGACCCAGAUGCCAGCAACAGCUCCCUGCGCUACCAGGUGGAGGGCGACCAGCGCUCACGCUACAGCUUCCGCUUGCAGGGCCCACAGCUGCAGGUCAACGAGACCUUGGACUAUGACUCUGCUGCCAGUGCCCGCUUCCAGUAUGUGGCCACUAUCCUGGUGACGGACAACGGGCAGCCCCCCCUGAGCACCCAUGUGCCCGUGCUGGUGACGGUGACUCCAAAGAACGAGCACUCACCUGUGUGCCCAGCCAGUGCCAUGUUCAGUGUGCCAGAGGAUGCUGCCUUCGGCGACACAGUGGGCCGGGUGAAUGGCACGGACCUUGACUACCCCUUCAACAACAUUGAGUACAGCAUUGCUGGGGGCGCCGGCGCCAGCCCGCCCGCCUUCUACAUUGGCCCCCGGACCGGUGAAAUUCACGUGCUUGGUCCCCUGGACUAUGAGAGCAAGCAGGUCUAUAUCUUGACCGUGCAGCUGCGGGACGUGGCCAAUGAUGCAGACCCACAUCACCAGCGCAGUGCACUAUGUGAUAUCACCAUCCAAGUGCAGGACACCAACGACCAGCCCCCGUUCUGCAUGCCCCCCUUCCAGGAGUUCUUCAUCUACUCAACCCGGGACCCCAGCCUGCCCCUUGUGCAGUUGCAGUGCUCCGACAAGGAUGAGAGCACCAUGCUGCCCCUGACCUACACCCUUGUGGGAGACAACACCAAUGGGCGCUUCCGGCUGGCGGGCAGCACCCUGCUGCACUCCGCCUUCUCCAACCCACCCGACAGCAUCCACGAGCCCCGUACCUUCGAGCUGCUGGUGGAGGUGACGGACAGCUUCAGCGCGCCACGCCACAGCACCACAGCCACGCUGGUUGUGCAUGUGACACCCUGGGCCACUGCCACGCCCAGCACCACCACCACGCACAUGACCCUGCGGAAGGAGCCACUAGUCGUCAUCCACACCAAGCAGUUCUGGGCACCCUUGCCCUGGUUUGUGGUGGUGCUGUCUGUCUCUGUGGCGCUGCUGCUGGUGGCGCUGGCAUGGCUGGCCUGGAAACUCCUGUGCAGGGCCUUGUCAGACCCACAUGUGGCAAAGAACAACGCAGCCCCGGGAGAGCUGGACAAGGAGACAGGCCGCGCCAGCAUCCUCAGCCUGCAGGAGCAGUUUGAUGGUCGCGCCCAGGACCCCAUUACAGGUCAGGAUUACCUCUUCAACAGCAGCACCGGAGCAUGCCGCUGGGUCUGAGCAGGCACUACCUCCCUUGGUCUGAGUGGACACAGCUCCCACACACACACACUUUCCCUCUGCACUGGGUUUGAGCGGGCACUGCCCGCCCCCUCAAGUCCACCCAGCACAUCCUCUGUGGACAGGCCAUCGCUGGGUCCCUAGAAUGGGCCAGGCUGUAACUUUCUACUCUAUGUGCUAACCAAAGACCAUCUGCAUGGGGUCCCAGACACCCAAUAAACUCUCCUGCUUGUACCCCGCUGGCUAAGUCACCACAGUGCCGGAGGUGCAGUGCUCCCUCUGGGGGUGUAGGUCUCCCUCAGUGCCCAUCACAGAACUGCUCGCUGCGGGGAGCUGACAGAAACGGGGGUUAGAGGCUCCAAGGGUCGGACCCAGGUGGUGGUGAAGCUGCGUGUCUUACCCUAGGCAGCAAGAACCUUAAGGGGCUGGCACACUGAGGGGUCCUGCCAGGACAGCUCCAGAGCCAGGAGGCAGGGUCCCACCCAACAGAAGCGAAGUUGUCCUGGGGAAAAGAGGCACCAAGUUAAGCGCAGGGUUUACUGCCAUUCAGGCCCAGCUAGAGGAGAGCAGAAGGUGUAAGGAGCCAGCUGUGCCCUGUGUUGUUCACUGCACCAAGCAGUGACUGGAAAAGGGGAAGAGCCAUGUGGGCGCCGCCAACACAAAGGACUGUGGCUCAGGCCAGAGGUGCGGAGAAUGGCGUGCAGGGGACGAAUCUGCUGAGGUGCCAGUUGGAUUUUAGCUUUAAAAUCUAACAAAAGGGCUUUGCCAACUGGCUCACAAUGCAUGGGACAGCAGCGCCUGGCACAAACCAGCCCCUGUGCACCCCUGAGCAAACCAAUAACUACUAGCCACCCCAACUGUCCUGAGCAAAACACUUGCCCCCCCAAACCUCCCUCCUGACUAUCCAGUGCCAAAUACCGUCCACCCUCCCCCCAAAUUGUCCUGAACCAAACACCAGCUGCUAACCCCCCCUUCUGACUGUCCUGAAAAAAACACCACCCGCCAACAUCACCUGACUGUUCUGAGCCAAACACUGACCACCACCCCUCCCCCAACUUUUCACCUAAGAUGCCUGCUGGAACUAACAAGGACUGUACCGGGGAAAGGA